AUGGAUAAGGAUGUGUUUAAUAACUUCAUUUAUGUAAUGACGAAUUUAGAAUAUGAUUCGAAUAAAAAAAACUAUAAAUUUAAAGAUGCUGAUAAUUUCAAAGAGUAUUGUACUGGUGGUUGUGAUAAUGAUCUCGACAAAAUUAAUGCUGGAUGUUUAUAUUUUUUUAAUGCAUUCUUUAAGAAUUCUGAUUUGUUUUCGAAAUAUGCAAACAAUUAUAUGAAUAUUGUUGAAUACAUUAUGAUAUGGUUAAGUUAUAUGUUAACCCUAAAGGAAAAUAAUAAUAGCAGCGUCAGCCAUCUACAACAUUUUUAUACUACAUAUAUAAAUGGUAGUGAUCAGUAUAAAAACUCUAUAAUUAGUGUUGAAGAUAAUAGCAGUUAUAAGGAUCUUUUAAAUAAAAAAAAUUAUUUUUUGGAUAUUAAAGAUAUAUCUAAAUUUUAUGAAGCAUUUAAAUUAUUAUGUGAAACGUAUACUGAAUUUGAUGAAAAAAAGAAAGAUUGCACAAAAUGUUUGGGAAAAGCUAUUAAAUUUGCUGAAAAAUAUGAAGAACUUAACAAAGAUCCUAACAUUACUAAUGACAGUUCACAUAAUAAAAUAUUAUAUACUUUAUCAACUGAUUAUAAUAAAUUAAAAGACAAAUGUAGCAAUAGUGCAUCUCUUCCAGAAAUAUCAAUAAACAUUUAUGCACAAAUGUCUGGAGUUACAUCAAGUUCGUCGAUAGCAAACAAAUCAUUUAUAGUUUUAUCGAUAUUUGGUGCAAUAGCAUUUUUUUUAGGAAUUUCUUAUAAGUAUUCGUUAUUUGGAUUUCGGAAACGAUUUCAAAAACAAAAAUUAAGAGAAAAAAUAAAAAAUAUAAAGAAGAAAAUGAAUCAUUAA
Messenger RNA from Plasmodium yoelii, 879 nucleotides. Its product is annotated as PIR protein. The record is from RefSeq and is a predicted model, not a curated record. The transcript is spliced from 3 exons. The coding region runs from base 1 to 879 and encodes 292 amino acids. NCBI's taxonomy places the organism in Eukaryota, Apicomplexa, Aconoidasida, Haemosporida, Plasmodiidae.